Elgaria multicarinata webbii is the source of this 2589-nucleotide messenger RNA. RefSeq names its product anaphase promoting complex subunit 2 (gene ANAPC2). The transcript is spliced from 13 exons. Bases 35 to 2458 code for a protein of 807 amino acids. Gene Ontology annotation, molecular function: ubiquitin protein ligase binding. Gene Ontology annotation, cellular component: anaphase-promoting complex. Gene Ontology annotation, biological process: ubiquitin-dependent protein catabolic process; protein K11-linked ubiquitination; metaphase/anaphase transition of mitotic cell cycle. Lineage: Eukaryota; Metazoa; Chordata; Lepidosauria; Squamata; Anguidae. The record is from RefSeq and is a predicted model, not a curated record.
CGGCCGCCUCCGGUUCCGCGCGCCCGGAGUGGUCAUGGAGCUCUCGGCCGCCUGGCACACGCUCAGCACCGGCCUGGUGCCGCCCGCCGCCCUCGGCCUGGUGGCGCCCAGGUCUGGCUUGGCCGGGCCACUGAACGAUGGCGACCUGCAGGCGGCCAUGGAAGUCCUGCAGCGGCACGACUUGCACUCGGUCCUGGAGGAGUGGUUCUUGGAAGUUUUGCAGACUGAUCUUCAGGGGAAUAUUGCUCCCGAGUUCUGGAACUGCAUUGCGCAAUAUGAAAACACUGCCGAAGAGCCUCAGUGCUCACUCCUGCUCCUGGACGCCUUUUGUCUCCUGAAGUGCCGCUUGGACCCUUACCUGCACAGCCUGGACCUUCUGGAGGAAUGGACCCGAGGCGGCUUGCUCCUUGGGACGGGCUCCCAGGGGCUGCGGGAGAAAGUCUACACCAUGUUCCGAGCCAUCCUCUUCUUCUCCACCACAAAGACCUUCCAGGAGAUGAUCCAGCAGUUCUACAGCCGCAGCUUCAAGAUCUACAUGCGGCAGUGGAAGGGAAGCGAGGAGCGGGCGAGUGAGGGAGAGAGCAGCAUGAGUGAAAACGAGCAGGGGAGUGAGGCGGAAGAGGGGGAGCCGGGAGCAGGGGGCCGGCUGUGUGCUGGCUGCAGCUUCAAGAAGGACCGCUGUUGGUGCCCCACGGCCAUGGAGCAGUUUCGGCAGCUCAGCGAGAUCCUCCACAGGCUGAACCUGCUGGAACGGGUCAGUGCGGACGGCGUCACCAACAUCCUGCACCGGAUGAUUGAGGAGCGGAUGGAGUGGAGGUGCCGGGGGGAGUAUGAGCGCUCCUUUCUGAAUGAGUUCCAAGAGUGGAUCGAGACAGUGAUUGGCUGGCUCAGCCGGGUGUUUCUGCAGGAUGGUGCCCGGGCCCACCCUAGCCCUGAGGCCAGCAGCACCCUGAAGCGCUGGCGGUGCCACGUCCAGAGGUUCUUCUACCGCCUGUAUGCCAGCAUGCGCAUUGAGGAGCUCUUCAGCAUCAUCCGAGAUUUCCCAGAGUCAAAGCCGGCAGUGGACGACCUGAAGUACUGUCUGGAAAGGACAAAUCAGCGGCAGCAGCUUUUGAGCUCUCUGAAAAGCGCAUUGGAGAUGCGGCUUCUGCAUCCCGGGGUGAACACCUCGGACAUCAUCACCCUCUACAUCUCCGCUAUCAAGGCCCUGCGGGAGCUGGAUCCUUCCAUGGUUAUCCUGGAAGUAGCCUGCGAGCCCAUCAGGAAGUACUUGAGAACCAGAGAGGAUACAGUGCGGCAGAUUGUGGCUGGUUUAACAGGGGACGCCGAAGGGUCCGGCGACUUGGCCAAUGAGCUCUCCAAAGCGGAUCCGGUGACCCUGGAGAAUGGCCAGGAGAGCGAUGAUGACAUCUGCGAGCCGGAGGACUGGGUGCCUGAUCCAGUCGAUGCCGAUCCAGGAAAGUCAAGCUCCAAGCGCCGCUCCUCAGACAUCAUCAGCCUGCUGGUGAGCAUCUAUGGCAGCAAAGACCUGUUCAUCAACGAGUACCGCACGCUGCUGGCUGACCGACUGCUGCACCAGUUCAACUACAGCGCAGAGAGGGAAAUCCGAAAUGUGGAACUGCUGAAGCUGCGAUUCGGGGAAGCCCAGAUGCAUUACUGUGAGGUCAUGUUGAAAGACAUGGCAGACUCUCGCCGCAUAAACGCCAACAUUCGUGACGAGGAGCAGAAGGUCCCGGAAGAGGAGAGGCCCCCGUUCAGCCUGGUUGCCGUCAUCCUCUCCAGCGAGUUCUGGCCGCCUCUGAAGGAGGAGAAGCUGGAGCUGCCCGAGCAGAUCAAGGGGACCAUGGAGGCCUACGCCAAGAAGUACGAGAAGCUGAAGGCCAUGAGGACCUUGAACUGGAAGCACCACCUGGGCUUGGUGAACCUGGAUGUGGAGCUGGCGGAUCGCACGCUCUCCCUUGCUGUGUCACCUGUGCACGCGGCCAUCAUCCUGCACUUCCAGUGCAAGGGCACAUGGACUCUGGAGGAGCUGAGUGAAGUGCUGAAGGUGCCAGUGGCCCCUCUCCGACGCAAGAUGGCCCUGUGGCUGCAGCAGGGGGUGUUGCGGGAGGAGCCCCCAGGCACCUUCACAGUGAUUGAGGAGGAGCAGAAGGACCGGGCCGAGAAAGUGGUGCUGAUCGACAGUGACGAGGAAGGCGACUCGGCCAUGGCCUCGCAAGCCGACCAGAAGGAGGAGGAGCUGCAGCUCUUCUGGUCGUACAUCCAAGCGAUGCUGACCAACCUGGAGUGCCUCUCCCUGGAGCGCAUCCACAGCAUGCUCAAGAUCUUCGUGAUGACAGGCCCCAUGGUGACGGAGAUUGACAUUCUGGAGUUGCAGGGCUUCCUCCAGAAGAAGGUGCGGGACCAACAGCUCAUCUUCUCUGGCGGCGUCUACCGCCUGCCCAAGAGCUGCAACUGAGCCCCAUUCCUUGGCGGUGCUUGGCGGAGGACCUCCCCUCGGAGGCUGGCCUGCUCCGGGCUGGUGUGGCGGCAAAGCGCUUGUGUGUUCUGUCACCUUGGUCAAUAAUAAAAUGGACUCUUCAUCUUGUA